Messenger RNA from Colossoma macropomum (tambaqui), 6651 nucleotides. It is a transcript of the gene fbxo28, whose product is annotated as F-box protein 28. Gene Ontology annotation, biological process: protein polyubiquitination. Lineage: Eukaryota; Metazoa; Chordata; Actinopteri; Characiformes; Serrasalmidae. The coding region runs from base 5 to 1123 and encodes 372 amino acids. The record is from RefSeq and is a predicted model, not a curated record. The transcript is spliced from 5 exons. Gene Ontology annotation, molecular function: protein binding.
GAAGAUGGCGGCUGUUGUGGAGAGAGCAGAGGGAGGCGCCGGAGCGGCUGUGGAUCCCGAAGCGCUUUCCCCCAGGCUGCCCUCUCCCCCGCCGGACCAGCCCCACCAGAACAACCCGCUGCUGGGUCUCCCCAUCGUGGCCAUCGAGACCAUCCUCAACUUCCUGUCGUACGAUGAGAUCAGCCUGCUGCGGCUGGUGUGCAAGCGCAUGGACAUGAUUUGUCAGCGCAUGCUCAACCAAGGCUUCCUCAGAGUGGAGCGCUAUCACAGCCUCUGUCAGAAACAGGUCAAGGCCCAGCUGCCAAGGAGAGAAUCAGAGAGGAGGAACCACUCUCUGGCCCGUCACGCCGACAUCUUAGCCGCGGUGGAAACUCGCCUUUCCCUGCUCAACAUGACUUUCAUGAAAUACGUCGACUCCAAUCUCUGCUGCUUCAUUCCGGGCAAGGUGAUAGAUGAAAUAUACCGAGUUCUGCGCUACGUAAACUCGACCCGUGCGCCACAGAGAGCUCACGAGGUCCUGCAGGAGCUCCGGGACAUCUCGUCCAUGGCCAUGGAGUACUUUGACGAGAAAAUCGUGCCCAUCCUGAAGAAGAAGCUUCCGGGUGCUGAUCUCUCCGGACGUCUCAUAGGAUCUGCUCCUGUGGCCGGGCCGUCCACCUCACUGACCACCAUGACGCUGCUCGCCAAGAACACGCCGUCUCGCUCGGAGAUGACCAAGGUGCAGCAGCAGGUGAAGGUGAACGGCGCCUCCAUGACGGCGCUGCGGCGCGAGAUGCAGGAGGUGCGGGCGAAGCAGCUGGAGCAGCAGAAGCAGCUGCAGGACCAGGAGCAGAAGCUGCUGGAGCAGACGCAGGUGAUCGGCGAGCAGAACGCCCGGCUGGCCGAGCUCGAACACAAGCUGCGCGAACUGAUGGAGAGCGCCGUGGGCGCCUCCGCCCCCUCCACCUCCUCCUCCGCACCCUCUUCCUCCUCGGCCGUGGUGGCGAUAGCGUCCACCUCCUCCGCCGCCGGCAGCCCAGUCGGCUCGAGUCCCGGGGCGGCCGAGGACGGCCCGUCCCUCAAGCGGCCCCGCAAGGGUUUGGACCUGCCGCGCCACUCCAAGCGCCUGCGGAGCAAGAAGUAGACGGACGUCUUUCGUUUAUUUUCUGUUUUUAUGGUUCCUUUUUGUUCUUGGAGGGUUGUUUUUUUUUCCGCUUUCUCCAGUCGGUUUUCUUUGCACGCGCCCAUGUUCGGCGACGGCACGAGACGUGGACGAUACAGAAAGUGACGGGUAUUUUUUUUUUUCCUCUUUUUUUCGUUUAUACACGUUUUAGCAACUGCUACGUCGUCCCAUAUCAUACACUAAUGCGCCCGAAGCUCUUCAGGCGGCGCUCGCCUUCUGUGUCUGCUGUUAUCGUUCCGAGUCGUCUGAGAGAACCCGGAGGUCAUGCCGAAGGCGCGAAAAGGAGAAGCCUGUAGUUUAGGCUGUAGCUAAACACCUUACAGCCAAACUCAUGAGCAUGAUCUUCCCUCCCCCUGCAGCAUAAACUGCACUUGCAGCCAGCGGUGGAACAGCACAUAUGGAACAUAUAUACAUAUAUAUAAAUAAAUAUAAUGACUGCGACGUUAACAUGUAGCCUGUUGAGACUCCCCAACAGCGUAUUAAGCCUAAAUCAUGUAUAGCAUGUGUUGUGAACAUUUCUAAUAGACUCCCUGCUUCAAAAGAAACGGAGAAUGCCGUGACGUCUCCUGUCGAAUAGUUUAUUUUGUCAUACGGAGGAAAAAUAUGAACUUCAGUUAUGGUUUUUUUUGGAGUUCUGAAUUGGGAACACAACUCAAGGAUAUGAUGAAAAGAAUACUGCGACUGUAAGACCUUUGAUUGUCGCAUUUGUCCAGUUGCUGUCUGCCCGGCUGGUGGCCGAAGGUCUUGUGUUGUAAGUUCCGUGCUACGUUGUAGCUGCCACUGUUUUCGUGGUUGUUCAGUUGCUUGUCAGUGCAAUAAGAGUUGUGGAAGGUCUCGUCACUAGGAAGGUAAGUUAUUAAUGUUCUGGUUCACCUGUGCUUGUGAAGAACAUGUCUGCCAAUCAACUCCUGUCUUGCUACUUUAUUUCAUUUUACUUUUAUUUUAUUUUAUUUUAUUUUUGAGUUGUUUUCCUGUAGCUCGACCAGUCAAGGCACAACUUCAGCAAGUUGAGUUCUGUUAAAGAGGUACACCCUUAAAAAAAGAUUGUUCUUUAGGGUUUUUUAGUAAAGAGUGGUUCUAUUUAGAACCAUCAUGGUUAAAUGGUUCUUCAGAUUGAUGGAGAACAUGUUGGGAACGGUUCUGCACGGAAGCUUUUUUGAAAGUGGUUCUUUUGCAGCACCAAAAAUGGGCGUUCUUUUAGAAGCUUGACAUUGAUAACGAUAGCAGAAUCCCUUUCAGUGCUGCACAGAACCAAACGCAACAGUCUGAAGAACCAUUCCACCAUUUUAAAGAUGGUUCUAUGCAGAACUCAAGGUUCUAAGCUGGAAAAACCAAACCAUGCUACGGUGAAAAAAAAAUAACAGCUUUUCCAAGCUGAAGAAAAAAUAUAAAUUUUUGGCCCGGGUUGUGUGACAGCGAGAUGCCCCCGGGGUCGAAGCUGGGCCUCCAGAGUUCAGAACCGGGUGAUCUUGUGAGCCCUGGAGGACACUGGUGCGCUGGGUGUGCCUGGGCCAAAACUGAAACUAAUCACAUUUCCUGAUCCGCUAUAAACGGUGACCGAUUUACAGGAGAGUUCUUUACAUUAAACUUAGCAGUCCUCAGUGGACUGGCUUCCCUGGAACACUCACGGGACUUAAAGCACCUGAGAACCCUUUGUUUUCCUUUUUAAGAGACCUGUGCGUUCAUUUACAUGGUUCUUCAAAGCUUCACCUGGACUACUGGGGUUCAGUUUUGACCUCGGAAAGCAUUAAAGGUGUUCAGAACGUACCUGGAAAUGGUUGGUGUAGUUUUAAACCUGAACGUGGGUGAAACAGUUCGUCUCCUGCGUUUGUUGGAGGGAAACAGCAUUUGUGCUACGAGAGGCCUGACUGCGUUACUACACAGCUUCCUGUCGCCGGAGGAUGGUGGGAUAGAGCCCGAUCUCUGCGCCUCUGCAGCAGAGAAAUAACACUUAUUUUUGUUUUAAUUAAAGGUUCUGUCACAUAAUGCUAAUGUAGCUACGAGGGAGUGAAAGCGAGACUGACCCGUUAUCCUGACCUGCUAACGGGCUUUUUACCGUUCAUUAUUAGCCACAUUAGCAUUAUUCAGUUGACCAGUCAGUCAAGUAACGCUAAUCCGCUAGCAGUGACUGACAGCUACUCUUACAUUACUUUGACGUCAUGCUAACUAACAAAUUCAGCGUUCAUUAUUAGCUACAUUACCGUUAUUUUGUUGACAUGUUAGUAAAAUACUGCUAAUGUAGCUACGAGUGAGUCUUUCUUGCGAUCUUGACCAGCUAACUAGCAUUUUACCGUUCAUUGUUAGCCACAUUAUCAUUAUUCAGUUGACCAGUCAGUCAAGUAACGCUAAAGUCACUAGCUUAUUACUUUGAUGUCAUGCUAACAGGCAGAUUCAGCGUUCAUUAUUAGCUACAUUACCGUUAUUUUGUUGACAGAUUAGUAAAAUACUGCUGACGUAGCUACGAGUGAAUCAAACAGCAUUACCUGUUAUUUUCACAUGCUAACUGGCAUUUCACCAUUCAUUAUUAGCCACAUUAGCCUUUAGUCAGUUAGCAUGUUAAGACAACAGGCAAGGCUGGUUUUCAAAAUAAUGGUAACGUAGAUAAUGGUGAACAUUGAGGUUAGAAUGACGAUGAAGUACCUUAAGACUAGCUGUCAUUCACAGCUAGCCGCAUUAGCAUUAUUCAGUUGACCUGUCGGUCACGUAAUGCUAAAGUCGCUAGCUUAUUACUUUGAUGUCAUGCUAACUGGCAAAGUCAGCGUUCAUUAUUAGCUACAUUACCGUUAUUUUGUUGACAUAUUAAUAAAAUUAUGCUAAUGUAGUUACGAGUGAAUGAAACAGAGCAUUACCUGUUAUCUUCACAUGCUAACAGGCUUUUUACCAUCAUUAUUAGCCACAUUUUCCAUUAUUCAGUUGACGUAUCAGGUAAACAGUGCUAAUGUGGCUCGCAGUGAAAGACAGGUAGUCUUACUACUUUGACUUGAUGCUAACCGGCAUCUUAACAUUUGUUGUUAUCCACAUUAGCAUUAUUUUGUUGCCGUAUUAGCCAUGUGAUGCUAACGUGGCUCGCAAUGAAUAAAAACUAGUCUUAUUACUUUAAUUUCAUGCUAACUGGCAACCUAAACAUUCCUUAUUAGCUACAUUAGCAUUAUUCAGUCGACCUGUCUGUUAAAUAAUGCAGAUGUGCAGUGAAUGAAAGCUAGUGCUGUGUUACUUUGGCAUCAUGCUAACUGGCAUCUUAGCAUUCAUUACUAUCCACAUUAGCAUUAUUCUGUUGAUAUAUUAGCCAUGUGAUGCCAAUGUGAUUCUAGUGAGUCUUAAAUUGCCUUGACAUCAUGCUAACUGGUGUCUUAUCCAUUGCUAUCCUUGUUAGCAUUAUUCUAUUGCCAUAUUAGCCAUAUGAUGCUAAUGUGGCUCGCAGUCAAUGAAAGCUAGUCUCGUUACUUCAAACUAACUGGCAACCUAAACAUUCAUUAUUAGCUACAUUAGCAUUAUUCAGUUGACCUACCUGUUAAAUAACGCAAAUGCAGCUAGCAGUGAAUUUGCCCUCAUGCUAACUGACGUCUUACCAUCUGUUUUUAGUCACAUUAGCAUUAUUCUGUGGACAUAUUAGUCAGGUAAUGCUAAUGUGGCUCGCAGUGAAUAAAAGCUAGUCUUAUUACUUUGACUUCAUGCUAACUGGCAUCUCAACAUUCAUUACUAUCCACAUUAGCAUUAUUCAGUUAACCUAUCUGUUAAUUAACGUUCAUUACUCUCCGCAUUAGCAUUGUUUUGUUGACAUGUUGGUCAUGUAAUGCUAAUGUGAUUCCAGCAAUGAAUAAAAGCUGGGCUUAAGUUAGUUUGACAUCAUGCUAACUGGCGUCUUAUCCAUUAUUAGCCAUGUUAGCGUUAGUCUGUUGACCGUCAAACAGUGCUAACGUGACUAAAGGUGAACGAAUGCUAGUCCUGUUACUUCAUGCUAACUGGCAGCUGCAUCAUUUGAUAUGUGCUACGUUGGCGUUAUUUAGACGACUCUUCCCUUUUAUUUUUAAGAAACUUUAAGUAGAUCUUCUGGAUCUGAUACCCAGUUGUCCUGAAAAGCCUUUGUGUAGGAUACGACGUUUGUUCGGGGUCAGUUUUUUUGCUGGCCGUCUGCCAGUUUGCACCCUUAUUUCUGAAUUAUGUCCAUAAAACGUCAGUGAUGAACCGGAAUAGGGCUGGGGAGCUGGCUGUAAGUCCACAGCCUGAGGAUUCAUUCAGCGUGGCGCUGUUGAUGAUCUGAUUCCACACACCUUUCAAACUGAUCUUAAUACUCAACACCAGACACCACACUCUCAAAAAAGAUGGUUCUUUGGUAAAAUAGUGGUUCUGUAUAGAACCGUGAAUGCUCAAAGAGACAUUUGAAUGCUAAAAUGGUUCUUUGCAUGGUGAAAUGGUUCUUCUGAUCGAUUGAUUGAUGGAAAUUGCGUUGUGUAUGGUUCUGUGUAGCACUGAAAAGGGUUCUUAUAUUGUCACAAACUUGAUAUCAUAACAAUAGAAAAACCCUUUUUCUAUAUAUCAGUGGGGGACGAAGUACACAAACCAUGUACUUGAGUUAAAAUAGAGAUACCCAAGGUAAAAUAUUACUCCAGUAAAAGUAGAAGUUCCUCCCUUUAGACCUCCACUUGAGUAAAGGUACAAAAGUAUAAACUCAGAUUUACAAAUGAGUUGCACUGAUGUUGAACCGUGUGCUGCACUGGGUCGGUAUGACCAACAGGUCAAAACAAGCUCAAAACUAAGCGCGCACUGUUUCCUGAUUGGUGCUCUUGCUUUGUGCUUCUUUUGUUUUGACAUGUUACGUUUUUAUACACACAUAAACCAAAAGGAACGACCGAUUUCUCAUAAUGUAGUCGAGUAAAAAGUGAGAUAUUAGACUUUGAAAUGUAGUGGAGUGAAAGUAAAAAGUCACCCAAAAUGGAAAAACUUCAGUAAAGUACAGAUACAGGAAAAAACUACUUAAGUACAGUAAUGAAUUACAAUUACUUAGUUACUGUCCACCACUGUUAUAUAGAACCGUAUACAACAUAUUCUCCAUCAAUCUGAAGAACGAUUUCACCAUGCAGUGAACCAUUUAAGCAUGGAAAUGCUUCUUUGAGUCUUCACGGUUCCAUACAGAAGCCGUGCCUUUACUAAAGAACCGUCUUUUUAAGAGUACAUAUCAACAGUGCCCUCGAAUGAGGGCUCGCUUUGGAACCGCAUGUGCGUCUAACAUUAUGAGCAGGGCACACUGAACUGUGUUAUAGCUUGUGGCUUAAUGCGAGACUGUGUCUCAGUUUAGAGAAAAAAAAAAUCUGUACUGUAAACAAUGUACUUCAGAGUCGAGACUGUGGAUUAUUUCAUGUAUGUAUUAGGAAAAAAGUAAUCUUGUAAAUUGCCUGUUUUAGGCAAAGAAAAAAUGGUUUGUUGCACAUAUUACUGUUACAAAUGUACAAAUGAAUCAUAUUAAACAACAUUAAGGCAUCACCAUCUGA